UCUCUCGCUGCCUCUCUCUCUCUCUGGUUCUCAUCAUCCCCUGUGUGUCUGUCUCUCCAUCUCCUCCUCUCUCGCUGCCUCUACAUCUCUGGUUCUCAUCCUCCCCUGUGUGUCUCUCUCGUGUGUGUGUGCCCGCAUCUCCCUCCGAUCCCCUCCUCCUCGCUGCCUCUCCUUCUGUCUCCUCCUAUCGCGUCUCCACGCUGCUAGGGGGGGGGGGGUUGCUUGGAAGCCCCCCACCACCCCACCCGCUCCUCCUCCUCCCCCUUCCCCGGAGUCGUCUGCAGAAGCCGCCAGCAGCAGCAGCGGCACCACCCCCAACCAGCCCCAAGGAUCCCGGCAGUCGCAUCGGUCACCGCCUUGCCCUGCUCCCCCUGCCCCCGGCUUCGCACGCAUGCCUCCUGGGGAGUGGGAAGACGAUGGACGGUGAUGCCCAGCACUGCGUGGAAGCCACAGAAGUCUUCCCCCACGGCCUCUAAGUGGUGGCACCAGCUGCCUCCUCCGCCCCCACUUCCUCCUCCAACUUCACGAUCCGCAGGCGCUUGUGCCCGGCGUCUCCCCGAGCUGCCUUCCUGCCACCGGCUGCCAUCGCUGCCCUCGCGGCGGCUCCUAAUCUCGAUCGCCCCCCCCCCCCCCGCUGCCGGCGGCGGCUCGCGGUCGCGGCGGCCAUGAUGAAUAUGCUGAAGCCCAGUGGCCUCAAGGCGCCCAACAAGGUCGGCCGCUCCGGCUUCUCCUUCGGCCGCUCUCCCUCCUCCUCCUCCUCGUCCUCCGCGGCUGCUGCAGCCACGGCCCCUGCUGCUGCCACCGCCGUCUGUGCCGCAGCUGCAACGCCGGCGUCGCCAACGACGACGAUGAGCGGCACCUCUGCCAAACCGCCGGCGGCAGGGCACGUCCCGGGCACGUCGAGCCCCACGCACACCGACUCGACUCGCGCCAAACCCAGCAAGGCCGCACCCACUGACGACGGAGACUCGGAGGAGCGGGAUGAAUUUAUCGACGACUUCAUCAUCGGCGAGCGCGUUUGGGUGAACGGCAGCAAGCCCGGCCACAUCCAGUACCUGGGCGAGACGCAAUUCGCGCCGGGCCAGUGGGCCGGCAUUGUCCUGGACGAGGCCACGGGCAAGAACGACGGCGCCGUCUCCGGCGUGCGGUACUUCAUGUGCGAGGCCGGGCGCGGCAUCUUCACGCGGCCCUCCAAGUUGUCGCGCCGCCCGCUGGCACCGGGGUCAGCGGUCGAUGGGCGCUGCGCGUCUCCCGCAGCGACGCCGCUGCACGGGCAGGCGUCGGCGGGCGGAGGAGCGGCUCGCUCCAGCUCCACGACGCCGCUCACCACGCCGCGUUCCUCCUGCUCCGCCCUCUCCUCGCGCGACGCCGGCCUCCUCUCCUCCUCCUCCAACGUCGCCGCAGCCGCCGUCGCCACCACAGCAGCCGCCGCCGUCGCCGCGGCCGUAGCGUCGGGACCUUCCAACCUGGCGCGCACCGGCAGCCAAUCGGUGGGGAACCUGUCGGAGAGCGGCUCCGCCAAGAGGGCGGAGCGCGACCUCAAGAUGGGAGACCGCGUGCUGGUGGGCGGCACCAAGGCGGGCGUGGUGCGCUUCGUCGGAGAAACGGACUUUGCCAAGGGCGAGUGGUGCGGCGUGGAGCUCGACGAGCCGCUCGGGAAGAACGACGGCGCUGUCGCCGGCACCAGGUACUUCCAGUGCCAGCAGCGGUACGGCCUCUUCGCUCCGAUCCACAAGGUGGCGAAGAUCGGCUUCCCGUCGACGUCUGCGCGUCGCAAGAUGAAGCGAGCGUCGGCCUCGGGGUUCUCGUCGCUACGCCACAGCCCCAGCAGCUCGACGGUCAGCUCGCUCAGCUCCGUGGCCUCGUCGGUCGGAGGGCGGCCCAGCCGCACGGGCCUGCUGACGGAGACGAGCUCGCUCUACUCGCGUAAGAUCGCGGGCAACACGGCGCUGCAGGAGGCGCUCAAGGAGAAGCAGCAGCACAUCGAGCAGCUGCUGGCCGAGCGCGACCUGGAGCGCGCCGAGGUUGCCAAGGCGACCACCACCGUGGCUAACCUCGAGCGUGAGCUCGGUGCCCUCAAGACAACGCACGACAAGUCCACCGCGGAGAUGGCGAUGUGCCUGUGCGAGCUCAAGGCGGCGCUGGAGGUGACGGGCAGGGAGAAGGGUGAGCUCAUCUCGCAGCUGGAGGAAGAGCGAAGGAGAGUUGAGGACCUGCAGUUCUGCGUUGAGGAAGAGUCCAUCACGAAGGGGGAUCUCGAGGCGCUCACGAUGAGGGAGAGGUCGCGUAUGCGGGAGCUGGAAGCUGAGCUGGCGCUGCGGAGGUCGGAGGUCGCCGAGCUGAGGUCGCGGCUCGGGGAGGGCAGCGCAACACCGUCGGCCCGCACCCCCGACGGCGGCGGCAUCGGCGCGGACACCGGCGGCAUCUUGAGCCUCCAGCAGGAGCUGGACGGGCUGCGUGAGCAGCUGCAGGCCGUGAGCCAGGGCCACCAGCAGGAGGUGAACGUUCUUAAGGAGCACCUGCUGACCACCCAGCGGGACCACCAGGCCGAGCUGCUCAAGCUGCGUGCCGCCAACGAGCAGCUGUCGGAGGAGGCCAAGAUCCUGCAGGCGCGGUAUGAGCGCGCCGGCAGGGAGAACCAGGAGAACCUGGAGCAGUGGAGGGGCCGGCUGGAGGCCUUGGCGCAGGAGCACCAGAAAGCCAUGGAGGAUUUGAGGACCUCCCUGGUGUCCGGCUGCGAAGCCCACCGCAGGGAAAUUGCCGAGCACAGGUCCGUCGUUGAGAGCUUGAAGGCCGAGGGCCGCCAGGAGCUGGAGGUUUGGAGGGCCAAGCACAGCGUGGAGGCGGGCGCCGUCGCCAAGGAGAGGGAGCAAAUGCGUCGCGAGCUCGAGGAGGUGCAGGAGGAGAAGGAGAAGGAGAUCGAGCGGCUGAGGGCGCAGAUCGAGCUAAUCACGGACCAGCACCUGGUGGAGCUGGAGGAGACAUUGAGCAAGCAGCACGACGCGGAGGAGAAGCUCAAGGAGCUGGAGGAGCAGCAGGUGGUCGGCCAGGAGGACGGCGACGUCCUCAUGUCCCUCCGCGCCAAGCUCGCCGUGGCCGAGCAGAAGACCAAGGACUACGAGAGCCUGCGCGAGGAGGUGGCCCACGGUCGCGAGGAGGUCUCCAGGCUGCAGGAAAAGCUCCAUACCCUGGAGGACAUCAAGGUGGCGGUCAACAACAAUACGCAGGACAUGAACGGGACUCUGGAGGGCGGUGACCAGAAGCUGGAACACGCCGUCAAGGACCUGCUCUCGAAGCUGAGCAGCAAGGAGGAGGAAUGCAGAAGCCUCGGCCUGCAGCUUGAGAAGGCCCAGCUGCAAGUAUCAGACGUGAAACAGAAAUCGGCGGCGGGGGCCAACGAGCCGGCCAGCCUCAACGGCGCGGUGCCGGAGCCCGCAGUGGCCGAGCGGACAUCCCCGCUGCCCCCCACGGACGGGGACGCCGCCGGGGACGCCGCCGGGGACGCCGCCGUGGACGAGCUGGGAUCGGACCUGAGGCUGCGGCUCUCCGAGGCGCAGAAGAUGCUGGAGAGCUCCGAGCAGCGCAACCAGCAGCUGCAAGCCCUCCUGGAGGCCUUCCGGAGUGCCAAAGACAGGCGAAGCGCUGCCGACUUGGAAGACGGCGACCGAAGAACGAGCGAAGCAGACCCUCACUGACCCCGCCACCCACCCGCCCCCCACCCCGGCUGCCCCUCACCUCGGUCGCCACCCCACGUCUCCCUCGCGACUCCCUCCUUCUCCCCCCCCACACACGCACGCACGUUACAGACGAACGGCUCCUGGGCUGUAGCGCGCAUAGUGCCAAACGCUCGACAGAGUACCACCCUGCCACACCGCCACCCCACCACCACCCCUACUUCCCCCUUCUUUCGUCUGUUUGAGUAGGCGCCGCCGCAAGUAAUCGUGCGUUUGUUGCAAUUACAAUACAAUUUGUAUUUAUAUAGCGGUGUAUAAAUGCAAGCGCAUUUCAAUACACUGUACGGCAUACAGUGUGCGUAUUUAUUUUGUAGAGAGGGGCAGUCAAUCAUAUUGCAAAUGAAACAUGGAUGGAUCUUGAGUUUGGACUUGAACAGAGGCAGGGAGUUAACAGCACCAAUGGCUGGGGAAAAGGAGUUCUACAGUAUGGGGUUGCAGCAAAGGAGAAGGAGUGACCUCCCAUCGAGCGACGGUUGAGCGGGAGUAAUUGAUAGACUUCCUCGAUUGUUGGAACGGAGAGCUGGCCUGUUGUCCUUCUGGAGUCAUCUGUGCGUCUUUCCUGUCUUUGCCUCACUUCCUUGCCUGGCUCCUCACUCACUCAUUCACUGUCUUGUUAGAGGAGGAGGUGGUGGUGGUGAUGAUGAUGAUGGUGGCCAUCAUCGACUGAGCAAGGCCAGAGUUGCCAAGUGGCCGGGUUCAAUUGUUCGUAAGCACAAGUGGCCAUCGUAGGUUAUAAGCUCACGGGCACCAGUGGCAAGCGCGUCUCAUCUUUGUUCAUCAACAAAAUAAUGCUCUGUGCUCAGCGUGCGAGGAACUAACAGAUAAUUGCCAGGUCUGAUGAGAGGGGAUGGAAAGAGGGUUGGUUACAACUGCACCAGCGCCGCAAGCACAUGGUGGCAGAGGCAGCGGGGGGUUGGAGACACAAACAUUACAAUAAUUUAUUUGUCCGAUUUUACGGGAAAGAAUUGGGACCCAUAGCCAAUAUUCUACUGGCCGGGUGGCUCAGCGGUAGAGCGAGCCGCUCGCAAUUGGAAGGGCGUGAGUUCAAAUCCAGGUUGGUGGAUGACUCAUCCCAUCAUCCCUCUGGGAUAGAUAAAAUUAUUACCACCUUUUGGGCGAAGUAACCGUUGGUUGUCCUAUGGAUAGCAUCGUCCCCUGCCAUAAAGUGUGGAAUUUCCGACCACUGGCUCAGGGCUGUGAACAGGAGAUAAGCACCAAUGCCUCAAUGCUCAUUAAGAGAAAGGAAUCAGGUUGUUGUUUUUUUUACACUUCAGCCAACGUUAUGCACCGGGGAACCAGAUUUCUCUCGAAGGGACUGGUUAUCGGCAAGUUGCUAUCGUAAAACACGAGAUUUUCGAGUCGAAAAAAAAACUCGAUCAUUUUUUGCCUCUGUUGGGGUGGCCGGGGGUGGCUGCCCAGGCAAGGCAAAGCGCCGAUCCCACGGAGAUAACCCAGACUCCAGCGCCAAACAAUAGCUUGUGAAUCGACAUCUCGUAAACAGCGAGCGUGGUUUCCCUCGCUUGAACCAUUCUAGUGGCGCCGCUUCUGUUCGCGGCGUCGGCUGCGUUGAUGCUGACCGGUGUUUGCAAGCGAUGGCCUUAAUUCUUUUGAAAGUGCUUGCGGGGCCUUGUCAUGCAGGCUCGCAACCGUACGUUGUCCCUCCAUGCGUAGCACUUUAGGUUGGACUGCACGUUGGCGCAUUUUUUCACUCAAGCUUUCGCCACGCACCACUGAGGGCAUCUUCAUUUUUCCGCUCCUGGACUUGAAUUCCCGAUGGUGCCCACAGUAGCACGUGGUGAGGACCUGAGAGACGAAAGGCUCGGCACAUAACCCAACCUGGAAAACUGCACCGGGACAACGUGUGGCUGCGGGAAAAAAAAAAACCCUUCGUGCAACCAUAGGUUGCUCUGUUAAGCAACUGCGUUCCCCCCAAAAAUUGCCUAAUUGCCACGUGCCACUUUUAAAUGAGCAAUUUUUUAAAACUUUAUUUUUCGUUUUAAUCUAUGCGUUACGAAGAAGGGAGAGAAUUUGCGGGACAGCCAUGCCCCCGAUUAGCUUGCUUGAAUAUAGGAUAUCCACGAGGAUCAGCGAUGCAGUGCAUUAAACGCCUUCGCCCAAGAUGCGCUGAGACUUGUCCGACAGUUCAAAUGCAAUGAAACAACACAAAAAACCACAACCGAUUAAAACAUUCGUGCGAAAACGAGUCGAUCACGAACAAAAUCGGCCCAUUUAAAAACAAAAAAACGUUUUAAAAUGUUUCUGUCGUUCGCCGACGCGCCAUGGAGCACGCGAGCAUGGCGCCGCCGAUCGCACGGCCCCGUCCAUGCCGCUGGCCGCGCCGCGUCUGGAGCCGCACUGAGCAGCGUCUUCUAAAGACCGCAAUGAGGUUGCAGCGUCGUCGAACGUCCGGCGCGGGUAGAAAACGCGUAGACCGUCUAACACCCCCCGACCCCCGACCCUCGUUCGCGCGAACCCUACGCCGCUAUAACGCCCCUUGCAUGUGUCUUUCCGUCUGUGUGAUCCAAUGGUAAAAUAUUAUAACGUUAGUCAUUUAUUAAUCGUAUAAUAAUAAUCAGAACAGUAACAUCAUCACGGCAAGACGCGGUAACACGUUUGAGCGGCCACAUGGCCCAUGCCACAGAUGCUUGGUUUUCCCUUUACCGUCGUAGCGUAAGGGAGCAUGGGACUUUGCUUUUGUGCGAGGCCCCCUGGAAACGUUGGUUUGGUGUGUUGCUGUGUUGUGUGAGAGAGAAACUGUGUGCGAGUUUAUACACCUCCGGCCCAACUUGUUACCGACACCACACCUGCAUUGUACAUAACACCACAGUCGUCACUAAUUUACGUUGUCCUUUGGUCACUCCAUUACUUUGAUCGCAUUUUGAGUCGUCAGCGAAUCCUUCCCGCGCGUUGUCGUCAGCCACGUCGCUCGCGCGCUCGCUGCACUUUGAGUGCAAUUGUAGCUGCGGGUGAUCGACGCUCGUUCACUUUUAAACGGUCGCUGCGCGCUACAACGCAUGUAUCCUCGCUAUAUUAUCUGCUCCUCGCGGUAGUUAAGAGUUGAAGACGAUGAAGAAGAAAAAAAACAACGAUGAUGGCAAAAGGUAAAUAAAGGCAAAUAUUUGUAAGGAC
Molecule: messenger RNA, 6863 nt
Organism: Petromyzon marinus (sea lamprey)
Lineage: Eukaryota; Metazoa; Chordata; Hyperoartia; Petromyzontiformes; Petromyzontidae
Product: CAP-Gly domain-containing linker protein 2-like
Biological process (GO): cytoplasmic microtubule organization
Cellular component (GO): cell cortex; nucleus; microtubule plus-end
Molecular function (GO): microtubule plus-end binding
Source: RefSeq, a predicted model, not a curated record